Messenger RNA from Diorhabda carinulata, 4926 nucleotides. RefSeq names its product ankyrin-3-like. Bases 782 to 2251 code for a protein of 489 amino acids. The transcript is spliced from 9 exons. NCBI's taxonomy places the organism in Eukaryota, Metazoa, Arthropoda, Insecta, Coleoptera, Chrysomelidae. The record is from RefSeq and is a predicted model, not a curated record. Gene Ontology annotation, molecular function: protein binding.
CUUGUAUAAGUAGUGAGGAUAUUUAAAUCGUUUACUGUAUUGAUAUCCAGUACUAAUACGAACAAUAUAUAGGAUAAUUAAGGGUAAAGGUGUGGUUUCAAAAAAAAACUGAUAAGAUAAAUGCAGUCAAAACAUAAAACUAUAAUUUGUAAAUAACAAAUUACGUUUUUAGACGACGCCAUCUGGAAGUUGUUCGUUCUCUAUUUAUUUACAUACCGAAAGUUGCGUUUUUAGUGUUCCAUGUUGUGAAAGUGACAGUUCCGUACUACCAAACACUUUCGGGACGCUCUGGAGUGACACUGGAGUGACUCUAGCCACUUCAAUGUUCAAACUCGGUUCGCGGGUUGACCCGCGUUGGAAUUCUCCAAAUUCUAACCGUUUAGGCUCCCACUUUAAAGCUGUUAUAAAGAGAGAGACGAUUCCGUGGUCUCAAUCUGCCUACUCCAUACCUUUUUUGGUUGAUUCUAAUGCUUACUCCUUGGAAUUUCACCAAAGAAAUGGAAAGCAUCAAGAGCAUCAUGUACAGUAAUUCUAUCACUGCGAGUCUUGAGCUAACCAUUAGCUUCAUGUUUUGCUUGACAAAUAAUAUUUUUCUAAGUUGUGAGAGCAAACGAUAAACUUUUUAAUACUGUUGGCAUGUUGAACGUCACAAUGAUUUUAUAAAUAGAAAAACGUAACGUUCACUGGGGCGUGUUUCGUGAAUUAGUUUAGAUCCCAAUGCUUUUGUUUUAGCUUAGAAACCAGCAAUAAGUGUACUAAAAAAUUUCUUCAAAAAAAAAAAAUGCCGAGAAACCGUAGAAUGUUGUUCAAUAUAGUUUCACAUAACAGUAACUACUUUCUAACAAAAACUUAUAUGCCGACUGAAUGUAUUACCAACCCUCUUCAGAGGGAAUUGGCAGAUUCUAUAAUUCGUAUGGUACCUUUGGAUGAAAUAAGAAUUUUAUUGGCAUGUGGAGCAAAGGUUAAUGAACCAGUUACUCAGGGGCUGAUGCCAUUACAUUAUGCUGUUUGGCAGAGAUACUACGAAGCUACUCAAUUAUUAGUGACCCGAGGAGGAGACGUAAAUGCUACAGAUGAAUGUGGUUAUAGUCCUCUGCAUCUAUCAGCCGAACAUGGUUACACGGAAGUGGUUCGUCUGCUUCUCGCAUCCGGUGCAAAAGUCAAUUAUAGAGAAGAUACCGAUGAAGAAUUUCCGAGAACAACUAAAUGCGACGAACCUUUGAGACUUGCAAUUAGGAAUAAACAUAUGGAUAUAGCUAAGAUGUUACUUGAACACGGUGCCGAUCCUAACAAAAGAUAUUUCUUCGGUUCCGAAAUUAAUUUAGUUAAUGAUUUAGAAUUCUUGGAGCUAUUAUUAACUUUUGGAGCGAACCCGGAUAGUAGAGAUAGAUCCGGACUCACUCCUUUAAUGAAAGCUGUCAGACAACCCCAAGGAAUGGAAGCCGUUUUAUUAUUGAUAAAAUAUGGAGCGGAUGUCAAUGCAAUGGCAGAUGAAAGACAUGACUACAGAACGGUAUUACACUAUGCGGUUUUAUCGGGAAACUACGAAAUUGUGAAUUUGAUGAUAAAACAAGGGGCUAAGUUAAACUACGACGAAGAAUAUGAACUCGGAAAACCUAGCCCUUUAGAUCUGGCAAUUUUGAAAGGCGAUCUACAGAUUAUUGAACUUCUUAUCCAAUCAGGCGCUGAUGUUAAUUGCAGCUCACCAAUAAUUGGUUCACCACUACAUGUCGCUUGUGCCGAUAAUAUUCCAAAUAGAUACGAAAUUAUGACUAUGUUACUUCAAUCAGGAGCAGAUCCAAAUCUAAAAGUUUACAACGACGAAUUCGACAGAAAUUCUCAACUAAGACCUGUAUUAGUGGAGUAUUUAGCUAGCAACGAACACCCCAGCUUGGAUGUAGUACAUCUAUUACUUCAGUACGGCGCUAGGGUUGUGAUGAAAACUCAAUUUAGAGAUCCAGACGGAAUGCUGAAUUGUCUCCAAAAUGUCAUCUCCGACGAUUGCCUUUCAAUCUUCUUUCUUCUGUUAGAAUCCAGUGAAUCUUUCGAUCCUUGUAUGAUAAGAAGAAACAAUGUUUUAUCUCCGGAACAAAAGGCGGCGCUUUUGAAAUUAUCCACGUGUCCGUUGAGUUUGAAAAGACAGGUUAGGCUGUACUUGAGGAAACUCUUGGGACCUAAACUGUUGACUAUUGUAUCAGAUUUUGAUUUACCGAAAUGUUUGACGAAAUAUUUACUUUUUGACUAUAGUUAAAGUGAAAAACAAAAGCUAUGGAGUAAAGUUUAUUCGUUUUAUUGCGUUUUCAGUGACAUGAGGCCACUGUUUACGCCAUAUUUUUAUUUAUAAUACUUAUAACAAGCAUGUUUUAUCUGACUAAUGUUAGUUGUCAUUUUUUCGAAGAAGUGAUUUAAACCAGCUUUAUUAAUAUUAUAACAAGUAAAAAGCUGAUAAAGUUUUGCUAUUUUCAUUGAUAAUUCAUAUCGUAUAUAAUAAAAUGAAGAUUCAAAUUGGUAUCCAAAAGACAAGCCUACAUUUUUCAAUAUGUGUUGAUUUUUAUAUACAUUUCAAACAUUUUAGACUGUUUUCCCGGCUGUCGUUUAGGUCCAACGAAUGGCAUUGACGCAGUUUAUUUGGCCAUUUCGUUGACCUCAACACCUAGAUUACCUUUUGUAAUCAGCGUGCUUAGGACACAAAAACCUGAUGAUUUCAACACGUGUAAAUAUUAUUUCAUUUACUGGAACCACUCAUUCAUUCACAUGUCUUAUUAAAUCUACUACAACUUGCAACUCUUCAGAAGUAUCUUUGUAACUUUUUGUAAUUCUAAACUUAUUAACUAGACUUCUUCAUAAACUAUUUCAUAAUUAUUUUCUCUUUAUCAUCAUUUGGUGAGUUCUUUCUUCUUUUUUCUUUUUAAUUGUGUUGGUUCACAGUGGCGGCGCACUUGUAGAGUUCCGAACACUCUCACACAGUUUCUAACACUACUCUUCUUUUUUGUCCACUUAACUUUUUUAAAUUUAUCAUAUUUAAAGGUCUUAAGAUCCGAAAAUAGUAUUUGAAAUGACGUUAUUGUGAAAUUAGAUGGCUCUUAACUUCAACGUUAGAUAAAAACUAAUCCUAUAACCGAAAUAUUAACAGUUAGCAAUAAUAAGAAUAUUUGAUUGAUAUUAAUCCACAUUUUCCCCAAAUAACCUCAAUAAUAUCCCAUAUUUUAUAUUAUAAUUUGUAAUUUCAUUCUCUUUAACUCUAAUUUUCUAAUAUAUCAAUGGAAUUACUAAAUUAACACACUAUUAGUUGCUGAAUCAUAAUAUAGUUUAUUGAUGAAAAAGAAUAAUAAGUAUAUUUUCCAAAGCCUUUGGAGGUCAAUACUCUUCGUAUUUUUUAUGUAAUAAAACUAACAUCCAUGCUGUUUAAGUGCUUUUAUUUGAUAUAAGAUUUGACGAAUAUCAAAAACUAACCUUCCAUUUUGACAGUUGUCACAUACACCCAGUUAAAUGUUUCUGUAAUGAACAUGGAACAGCUAAUAAAGAAAAUCAUUUAUAGCUGGAAAAGUAUAUGAAAAUAUAAAUGACAGAAGACUUUUCAUUCCAGCAAGAGCUCCAAUUGGAAUGGCUUUCUCUGUUUCGGCUGGUAUUCACAUUAUAUAUUUAUAGAAAAAUUAUUAAAAAUAUACAUUAGGGAAGUUACAUCGUAACGUAGGUGGUCGAUUGGUAGCAUUGAUUCAUGUUUGACAUUUGACUUUGGGAUUUAAAUCAUUUGAUUUAAAAGUUACUUGAGACCUAAUUUUACAAGUGAAGUUUGAACCACAAACGUCGGAUUAAACUACACAUAGUUUUUUUCAAGUUUUAUAGAUGACGUUUACUGACAAACUUGGGUUCUGGAGGUAGUUUAAACUUCAUUUUAACAUGAAACGGGGGAUCCCAAUGUAUUUUUUUCAUAUUGUUUCCAUUUUUACAAUAUUAUUAGGAGAUUUGGUGAAAUGAAGAUUUGCACUUUAUAUUUGAUGAGCUCGACGAUGAUGAUGAACAAAUGUGACAACUGACAGAAUGUCAAAAUGUAACUGUUAUUCAGGGGCACCAACCCACUACAGCGUUUAGUUAUGUACUUUCUAGUAGUACGAGGUAUUAAAAAAACAAUCUCAUUCAUUUUGUGAUCUAAUUAUUUAUCUAACUCACUAACAUAAACAUUUGCUUACUUACUAACAGUGGCCAAUGUACAAGAUUGUUUUACAAUAUUUCAAGCAAGUGAAAAUAUUUAAAACUGAAUCUUGUAUAAUUUUCCCUUCUUACCACAAUCAAAUUUUUUCAAAGAAACCCAUGAAAAUCGUUAGCUGUAUAACAGUAGUCUCAAUACAAAUAAGGCGUGAAAAAUCUAUUAUAGGUAAAUGAUAAACAUUUGACAUAUCGAAACCAAAAACUUGAAAAUUAAUUUGUGUUGAAAAAGUGUUGAAAAAAAGAAAUUGUCCCUCAUAUUUUAGCUUGACCACUCUGAGUCUUCAGAGUCUUUCAAACUUUGAGUAUACAUGAAAAAACGAAUUUAUUGGUUAGGCAACCGUUAAUACGUCUUCCUCUACUGAACCCUUUCGAAACUAUCCACACAAAGAUCAGAUUCAAUUCUGGAUCAUCUAUAUAGUCUUAGAUCGAUAUGGAAACCAAUUUUAUGAAUUUAUUUCCAAAAAUAUCAGCUGAGUAUAUUGUGGUAUGAAGUAGUGAUGUCUCUUGAAAAUGUAGCUUUCUUUUCUGUAGAUAUUUCAUUAUAUCUAUUUUAGAAAGUGAAUUUCGUGAUAGUUUUGCAAAUUUAGUGAUUCCGAGAAAAGUAUUGAGUUUAGAAUUAAAUCUAAUGCCUUUACUUAUUAUCUUCUAUGAAGUUUUGUAUAUUUUAUCACUGUAUCCAUUUGUAUAUUUGUACCUAAUAAAUUUAUCAAUAAAUUA